AUGCUGGGUAUUCCUCGGGUGGUAUUUUUUCCCCCGAGUAGUUUUCUAUUGGCCGGGUUCAAUAAAGGAAUACUAGCAAGCGGCUCAUAUCUUCUAAAGACAAAGUCGGGUUCCACGAAUUUUUACAAGUCAAUUACGAUAACUUCCAGUCAUGUCUAUCCACAUAAGUCUUCUCAUAAUAUUUUUUGGACGUUUCGGUGUGUUUCACGCCAAACUCAGCUCAUUGAUAAGGUUUCGUUAUGUUUGACAAAUUCGCGUUGUUUUCACAACACCCAAGACUACAUUUAUACCGCUGAAGACGGAUAUAUAAUAAAUAGGGUUAAGCCACAAUUUAUAAAUAAUAAAGCAAGUACUGUUGCCGAUAUCGAAUUAGUUAAAAAAUUAUCAUCACGUAAAACGAUCGAAAGAAUUAGGAAAGCAAUUCAAAAACUCACACUGGGAAUAUUGAGUAUUGCAACUGGCACAACAAUCAUUUUGGUUACUUGGAAGGAAAAUUAUAGAGAAAGAUUUACGCUUUGGUGUGCUGGAGCUUUUCGAUCCGCUGUAACUAUUUUUUUUUGUUGUCUUUGUAUGCUAGACUAUAAAUUACUGCAUUUACGAUAUGCUAGUACUGGAUACGGGUCUGAUGAGUAUAAAGCGGCUAGAAGCCUUGUGCAUCUUCGAAGUGCAUACCGGCUUUUACGACUGUGUAAAUUGAACACUGGCGUCUAUAUAAAAGCGGGACAACAUCUUGCUUCUUUGACUUAUGUAGUACCGAAACAAUACACUGACGUACUUUCUGUGCUCCAAGAUCGGGCACCUUAUAGAGCCAUGUCUGAAAUCGAAAAAAUAAUUAAGGAAGAAUUUAAUGGCCAAGGAUCCAAAGAUUUGUUCUCUGAAUUCGAUGAGACGCCGCUUGCGGCCGCAUCUUUGGCUCAGGUGCACAGAGCAAUAACAAAAGAUGGACGCGAAGCGGCUGUCAAAGUUCAAUACCCAGAUGUUGCGCGUCUAUUUCAUGUUGACGUCUGGACUAUGCAGACUAUGUCCGAUCUGAUUUCCUUCUUAUUUCCAGAAUUUGAACUAAACUGGAUUGUGAAAGAAUUCAAACAAAACUUGAUAGCGGAAUUCGAUUUCGAAGCAGAAGGAAGAAAUGGCGAAUUAACAAAACAACGAUUUGCACAUCGCAGCGAAUCAUUUGUUAUUCCAGAAAUUUAUCAUGAGUUUUCUACAAAACGAGUCCUUACUAUGCAAUUUAUUCGCGGUGUGAAAAUCAACGAUCUCAAUGGAUUGAAAAGACUUGGCGCUGAUCCAGCUUGGGUCAGAAAUCAAUUGCUAGAAGUUUUUGCCGAGAUGAUUUUUUGCCACGGAAUUGUACAUUGUGAUCCGCAUCCAGGUAAUGCAUUAGUCGCUAUCUCGCCUGUCACAAAAAAGCCACAAUUAAUUCUCUUGGAUCAUGGUUUAUAUCGUGAACUUUCCGAUGACUUUCGUAAAACAUAUUGCACGCUUUGGAAAGCAUUAAUAUUAAAUGAUACCAAAGCUCUCGAAGAAUCUGCAGAAACGCUUGGAGUUGGCGAAUACACGAAUUUUCUCCCGUUAAUUUUCACGCAACGUAUUCCUGAAUCAACAUCGUUACUGAGUGAAGACCUUUCACCUGAAGAUCGCGCCAUUUUCUACAAGCAAAUAAAAAACAUAACGCUCAAUGAUUUAUUGAAUUUUUUAGAACUUUUACCACGUGAUAUGCUAUUAGUAUUUCGGACGAUUAAUUUAUUACGUGGGAUUCACAAGCAAUUAGGCGGGACCUCAACAGAAGUGUUUAGUCUAAAUGCGGAAUAUGCAACACGUGGAUUUUGGUGUGAAACGAGGGAAGAGGAACAAGCUCGUAUACAUAGAGAAAAAGAGAAACGUCGAAGGAAGCGUAGAAAGGCUGCUGGACAACCUGAAAAUAACAAUGACAAUCCUAUAGAAGUUGGCCCAAUAAGGCGGUGGUAUUUGUUUGGCGGAGCACCGACAUUAAGACGAAGUUUAGGUUAUUUGCAAGACGAGAUUUGGUUAAGUAUUAGAUUCUACAUGGCUGACAUAUUUAUAAAGAUAUUGCGAUGGUGGUAUCGAACUUCAAUCACUCAUAGUAGUAAUCAUCAUGAUGCAACAACAUUUUAA
Messenger RNA from Ambispora gerdemannii, 2136 nucleotides. Lineage: Eukaryota; Fungi; Glomeromycota; Glomeromycetes; Archaeosporales; Ambisporaceae. The record is from the annotation of a GenBank genome assembly.